GGAGUAGAAGCAGUUCGAGAUGAAGGGAGCAUUAUGGAAGGAGGGAUAAAGGGUGUGGUGGUGUAUAAAGCAUCCUUUGCAUCCAUUUCUCCGUCACUGCAGCUCCUCCACGUCUGACUUUCACUGUGUGGUCUCCUUAAAUCUCCACUUUUGCUAUCACCAUGUCUGACAUGCAGAAGGCGAUAUCCCUCGUCAUCGCGACCUUUUGUAAAUACUCUGGCAGGGAGGGGGACCCGACCACCCUGACUAAGGCAGAGCUGAAAGAGUUGCUGCAGAAUGAACUUGGAGAACUGGUGGGGAAAGCCCCUGACAAGGCAGCAGUGGACCGCAUCUUCAGCGACCUGGACACUAACCAGGACAACCUUGUGGACUUCGCUGAGUUUGGCAGGAUGUUCAUCUGCCUCACUACGACGUGCCACGAGUUCUUCACCAAGAAAAAAUAGGAAUCCAAGCGCAAGCUUGGGGAGCGCCCUAUGACCACUGCUCUGAAGAAGGAAUGACUAAUUACUACGUACUAAAUUAACAUGAGGUCACAACAGAUAUAUUGUAACGCACAAUGAAAUAAACUUUAAACCACA
This is a messenger RNA of Acanthopagrus latus (yellowfin seabream), 578 nucleotides long. Its product is annotated as ictacalcin-like. NCBI's taxonomy places the organism in Eukaryota, Metazoa, Chordata, Actinopteri, Spariformes, Sparidae. The coding region runs from base 162 to 443 and encodes 93 amino acids. Gene Ontology annotation, molecular function: calcium ion binding; transition metal ion binding. The transcript has 3 exons. The record is from RefSeq and is a predicted model, not a curated record.